Molecule: messenger RNA, 4367 nt
Organism: Columba livia (rock pigeon)
Lineage: Eukaryota; Metazoa; Chordata; Aves; Columbiformes; Columbidae
Gene: ZNF185
Product: zinc finger protein 185 with LIM domain
Exons: 31
Coding region: 218-2644 (808 amino acids)
Source: RefSeq, a predicted model, not a curated record
AGCCCUCUCAGGUAAGCGCUCAGCCUCGCCCACAGCCACCUUCGCUGCCAGGGAGAAGCGGAGAUACCGCUGUGAGCCCUUGGAGGGCAGAAGCGCUGGGAGGUAGCUGGCAGGCUGCUCCGCGUUGGUAUUUUUUGAGGAAGCCACAGCUGAGGAGCCUCCGCAGGGGCUUGUUGUCUCCAAACAAUAACCGAAGGGGAAGGUGCUUCUGAGAACCAUGUUGUCCCUGGGUGUCAGUAAAGGAGGUGUCAUUCCGCCCACGGAUGAAGACCGCAGGAGGAUCAUUAAGCAGAUGAAGGUUCGCACCACCCUGAAAGGAGAUAAGAGCUGGAUCCACCACCAUAACUCAGACUCUGAGGAUGAGAAGAAGAGCAGCCCUUUGUCUGGACGGGUGGGUGGAGGAUCCCCAGCCUCAACACCUAUUGCUCCCCAGAGUGACAGGUCUUCUGCCUCCAAGCCUCCAUCUGGUUACCUCAUCAGAGGGGUGUUCACAAGAACCAUUGAUAAGACCUCUUCUGUGCCAGAUUCUUCAUCUUCUAAUGCAGCACAAAAAAGCUCUGCCGCAAAGGGCCACAGCCUGAGCCGUCCCCUCUCUGGCUACAGGAUGACCACCGAGGAUUACAAGAAACUAGCUCCAUAUAAUGUCAAGCAAAAAUCAGUGGACUUGGAUGAGGAGGAUGUGCCUUUUUCUCCAGAUGAACACAAAAAGAGGACAGAGGCGGCCAACAGUGUCCUGAGGCGCACUGCCAGCAGGGAACGUGCUUACGUCCUCUCAGCGGCCAAGAAAAGCAACGGCAGCCCAACACAAGAAUUUCCACCCUUGUUCGCCAAGAGAAUUGAGAUAGAAGAAGAGGAAGGACAGCAGAGGAGGAGUCAAACUGUGUCUGGGUCGUACAGGUUUACACCAGAUGACAACAGUACUAAUGGGCUGAGAAAAACCAGUGUUGGGUCUUCCUGGAAUGAGCCAAAGGCAACAGCAGUGUCUCCCUCCAGCCCUGAAACAGGCAGUAAGAGCCAAACAACCACGUCCUUGAGUGAAACUUCAGAGAGAAUCUCCACUUCUACUGAAAUCAGAAAUGUUGAAAACAGACAGGCCCCUAAUGGGAAAUCCUCAUCUGAAACUGUGUCACAGCGUGGGGAUGGUGACAAACCUCUGAAGGAAAAGUCUGAGUCCUUCCCGUGGGAUGAACCGGGGCCCAGAGAAACUGCGGUUUCCACGAACAGAAGCUAUCCUGAACACACAGAAGCCAACAAUGGAUUUCACCCACCAAAGGACAGACCUGCAGAUGCUACAGAUGAGCUGCACCGUCAGUACGAGACCUCUCACUGCCUGGAUGAUGCAAAGUCUGAACAUGCAAGGUCUAGCCUUCAAUCUGAAGCCCCUUUUCCUCCUACUGAGAGAGCCCCUGUGCACCUAGAGGACACAGAAUAUUCCUUUAAGAGAUCUGUCCUGGGCUACGAGGAGAGAAGCAGCCCCCGAGAGAGCAGGUACACCAGUCCCGAUGUCCCAGCGUACAGCAAGCCUUACUGGAAUGAAGCAACGUCUCCCCAAGAUUUGAAAGAGGGGAACACCCCUAGAGAAAGGGGGCACGAGAGCACACGGGCCUCAGAUGGCUAUAAACCAGAGCUGAUCCAGGGAGGGUUUACAGACUCAAAUGACCGUACUGAGAAGGGACAAGAACCUCCUGACCAUGAUGUCUGCCCAGAGCCUCCCAGGUCCAAGGAACAUACAGAACAUGAGCCCAGCAUGACUCAGUCCAGUUCUCUGCCUAGAGAAAGCAGCAUUGCUCCUCCAGAGACCAGAUGUGCAAGUGAAUCUGACCCCUCCUGGGAAAGGAUCACUCCAGGUUAUGAAGAACAAACCCACCCCACCACAGAGAGUUACCGUGACAGCCCAGGAGACUGGAGACACAACGAGCCCAACCCCGUGGCAGCCAGCAGGUCUAACUUCAGCUCAAAAGAGAGCGCACUCAGUGCAUAUGAGACCCAGCAUCCCACGCCACUGCGCAUGGAGCACCAGCCCUUUCACACCGGCGUGUCAGCACCCAGUCACAGGAUACCGUCCUACGUAGACAGCCAAGUAUUCAGCAGCAGCAGAAGCUACGACUCCCUUCCCAGAGACACCACCACUCCCCAGAGAAGCCACAGGGUGCCGUUCUACAUGGACAGCUUAAACUAUAACAGCACCAGGCUUCUCUCAGGGUCGAGUGAGAGGAUCUGCAGCCCAAUUGCCACCUUACCACACAGCACCCCAGCGGCCUCUGGGUACCAGCCCGAUUCCAGCACUGCCGGAAAAGGGGUCCUCUUUGUGAAGGAGUACGUGAACAGCAGCGGGUUAUCAGCCUCCCCACGCUACGGCAGUGGCAGCCUUGUAGAUUUCACCGAUUCGGAGAGAGCACCCUAUAGCCACCACAGCUACCUGUCUGGCGCUCCCCUGCAGAGGUCCAGUGAACCUGUUUGCAGUUACUGCAGCCGCGAGAUCCGAGACUGCCCCAAGAUCAUAAUAGAGCAUCUGAACAUCUGCUGCCACGAAUACUGUUUCAGGUGUGGAAUUUGCCACAAAGCAAUGGGAGACCUUCUGGAUAAAAUAUUCAUCCACCGGGACAUUGUCCACUGUGACAAGUGCUAUGAGAAACUCUUCUAGGGUUUUGCAAAUCUGGAGAAGGCAGCCAGGGGAACGUCCUCAGCAGCACGUGUCGGAAUGUAUCUGGUGGUUCCCGACUGGCUAAGAAAGCAGAAUUCCUGCUAUUCCUCUUUUCCUCAAGUUAUUUUCCCUCAUGUUGCCUCAUCACAAUGAAUGAGUUUAUCAUCUGCUGGUUUGUGCUGCCAGCUGGGUACAAGUGCCAAUGUUAACAGGAGCAGGCAGUGGCAUCUACAAAGAUAAGGGGGCUGAUUUUCCAAAGGUGCCAAGCCCCUCCGCCUGCCUUUAACUUCAUUAAGAUUCCAGAGUGCUCCCUGUGUUGGAAGUCAGGCAGAACUCCUUAGGUCUAUUUAAGCUAUUAAGAGAAACCUUUUCUGUUUUGUUGGGGUUUUUUUGGUGGUUGUUAAUUUUUGGGUUUUUUUUCCUUUCAUUUCUGCAAUUGGACUGCAGCUUAGUGUGUGUGAGCUGGCACAAAACAAGUAGAUAUGAGGGGUGUUAAACACUAAAUCUGGAUUCUUGGGAGGGUUUGAAUUUAGUUCUUAGCAAAAGCCUAUUUCUGCUCCUCUCACCCCCAAAUUCUGCCUGGAAAUAGCGUCUGCCUGAUUUCCAUUUGCUUUCCAUGGGCUUUCAGGAGCACUUGCAGACUCACUUUACUCUAAUUGUGUGUCAGCUUCAAUUUCCCCUUCCUGCCUGCUCCCCAGUGGGCUGCUGCGGCAGCGCGUGUGUCUGCUGGCUGUUCGGGCAGAUAACGCUCUCCUUCACCCGAUAUUUUAAUGUGGCCUCUGACGGUUGACAUCUCAUGGCCAUACAAAACGUGCCAGAGAAUGGGUAUCUCAAUUGCCUCUCCUGACAAGGAGCACUGCUGGACUGAAAUCUGAGUUCCCCCCCACCUCGCCAAGGCUUGCUGUAGUGCCUCUCUUCUCGCUGGAAAUUAUGUAUAUCGCAAAAGCUCACUCGCAAAAUCAAACUUCUGGCAGAUGCUGUACUUACUAAAAGUCAGAAUCACAUAAUUUUAGCCCUUAAUUCAGAUGCUGAGAAAGCUCAAUACUGAAACCUGAAAGUCAGGCUCUAUGCCUUAACAGAACAGCUCUGAAUGUGGACAGAGAGUUACUGCUUUGAAAGCCCCGGGAAUGUCCACAAAGCACCCAAGUCAGUUCUAUAGCAGCUCUUACAUGGAAAUAGGUGAUGGCAAAAGCGCUAAUGCAGACUAUUGUUAGCUAGAUAAUUCUUCCUGCACUUAGUCGUGGAAGCUGGCACACACGCAAAAGCUUAGCAAGUGUUUUACGGUACGAGUGCUACUUUGCUUUUUUUAGGCUGCUGUACCAUACCUACCCUUCUAAGUGACCAAGAUGUUAAAGAGCGUCACAAAGCGUCUCUUCCCCCCUAAUUGCUCAUUUCUGGUAAACCACAGCCAGUGGUUUCUUUCUGGUACCUGUGUCUGUGGUGGAGAACGACCGGUACAGCGGUUGUUACACGUCUCAUUAUGCCACAGUUGAAGAGCGAUUGUUUAAACUACCAAAACAGAUGGGCCUGUAACUACAGGUGCACUUUGAGAAGGUGAUCUGCAGAAAUAACUCGCAGAGUCCAGAGUUCCUGACGGGUGUGUGGCCUUGCGGGGAACAGGAUUUGUCCAUCACGCAUUUUGCACUGUCUCUCCUCAGCAUCGCGUUUCGCUGUAGCAAAUGUUUAACCUCAGCAUACAGCUCUAAUAAACCGUCUUUGCUCA